AUGCUUCUCACACUCGAUACAUCACCGACAAUCGUUCGGAGACACAKCUCGAGGGUGAAGAAGGAGAUCCAUUUCGCUUAUGUCUCUCUCUCUCCGUCGCCUGGAACUGCUUCUCCGGUGAACCACCUCUCGUGUAAAGCCAUCGACUCUUUUSUCGGAYUGGUGACGAGGAGGCCAACCGCUAGCGCUCCUCUCCCAAAACCACCAGAUCCGUGGCACUCGGAGCCGCGUGAACCURCACCACCAGAUCCUCCACCAUGUCCACCAGAURCCCCUUUCAAGGCUCAUCGAACCCCAUCUCCCCUCACCGAGCCACAGAACAACCACCCCAACGACUCCUCUCUCUCAACCAAUUCGUCUAGGGCUAAGUCGGAUGUAAACCCGGCACACUCACGAUGGCGGUGGUCCCCUGCAUCAGCCCUAGCCGCACUCGGGCACGACGACCAAGACGGAGAUCCCACAAGAAAGCCAAGUCCGAGCAUAAAUCCGCCGUGCAUCUCMUCUCCGGUGGUGGCUCAAAAGCUCGCCGGCGGUCUUACCCGGAAGUCUCCUCCGCUAUUCCAAUCRGUAAGCUUCUCUUCUUUAGGUGGCUUAUUGGGCCUAGUUUUUGAGGAUAGUAUAGAGGGCUUAGCCSAUGGUGUAUCCUUAGGGGAUUUUAAAUCCAUAAGCAUGSUYAGUUGUGUAAGGCCUUUUGUUCCUAUMGGUUUAGUGUCAUUGUUAGUAGCAGUAUCGGUCCCUAGUGCCAAGUUUUGGCAAGUUAGAAAGGAGUGUAAAACCAAGAAAGAAACAUUGGUGACUCGAACCGAAGCUAGUGUGACUUUGUCACCGGCUUUGGAAGAUUGUAUAAGGAUAAGUUCGACUCAUCAUCUAAUCUUAAGGAGACAAGAAGUCAGAAUGGGUGGGAUGUGUAUGGCUUCGUGUUGCGGUGGUGGUGACGAUGAUGGUUCCAGUCUUAUAACACAUCUCAUCAUCAUUUUGGUCAUUUGUUUCUCUGUCAUGGCCGUUUGCACCUCCAACGAACGCCGUGCCAACGUUCGUGUUGUCCGUUGCCGUUGA
This is a messenger RNA of Arabis nemorensis, 1056 nucleotides long. NCBI's taxonomy places the organism in Eukaryota, Viridiplantae, Streptophyta, Magnoliopsida, Brassicales, Brassicaceae. The record is from the annotation of a GenBank genome assembly.